AUGCCAAUGAAGAAGCAACCGGUCACUAGCUCGGAGGAUGAGAGCAAGGAAGACGCAAAUCAAAAGGAGCCUAAAGUGAUGGAUGCGCGGCCUACGCGCCGCCAUACCGAUAUCGGCUCUACCAAGGACGAGAACAAGGACGCCUCGUCGCGAAAGGCCAAGCCGAAUGGACGCCCCUCCCACCAUGUCGGCUCACACUCGGAGCGAGAGUCGCGCGACGAGAAGACCAAACGAGAGGAGGCGCGCGGCUCGGAGUCGAGCAGUUCGGCGCCGCGCCGCACGCUCCGCAAGCGCAGCGAAGCGUUCUUUUCGUACGACAUCAUGGACUCGGACUCUGAUGACGAGCCGACUGGCGCGACGAAUGCGCACGGGGAGGGCAUCACCGCCGGCGGUAACGAAAAACAGCACAAGAACGGCACGGACGCCGUGCGAGAGGCGAAGCCGGCGAACAGGGGUCUGAAGCGGGAGCCGUCGGCCGCAAGGAAGCCGGCGGACUCGGACGCCGGUGAGCGGCAGCCGAAGAAGAAGCCGCGGCCCACCUCGCCCAAUGGUGACCCGAAGACGACGCCUAAGAAGAAGACCCCGUCGAAGACGGCCGAGGGCACGUUCCUCUCCAAGCUGAAAGAGACGGCGCAGCGGCGCAUCCGCUCAGCCAUGGGCGUUUACGAGUUCGACUCGGACGAGAACCUGGCGUCGCUGACGCUGCGUCAGUCGGCGGCCGACACCACGGUCAAGACGGUGUCCGAGGCGACGUCGACGAGCGAGGACCAGCCGCCGCCGCCGCCGGCCGAACGCUCCACCUGCACCAUCGCCGUCCAGGUCAACAUGGACGAGGAGUCGCAGCAGACUCAGACCCUGGCGCAGCAGCAGCACGGGACCUCGACGCCAGCGCAGGAGCAGACGCCGACGCCGGUGCAGCAGCAGGCGCAGACACCAGCGCAGUCCCUGCGCGUGCCUCUCACUCAGUCGCUGCCGCAGCCUGCGGUGCAGUCGCUCGGCCAGCUGUUCACCCAGUCCGCCGCGCAGCGACCGACGCAGCCGCCCAGCCAGACGGCGGUGCAGUACCAGCUGGGCGCGGCAGGCCUGUUCGCCGGCGCCGUGCCGGCGGUCUCCUACGCUGCCAGUCCGUACUCUCUGCUGCCGGUCGCUGGCUUCCAGCGAGUCGCGACCUCCGACAGCCGCGCUGACCUCCUCGACGGCCGCUCCCAAACCCGCUUCGGUGUCGGCGUCGACCUCUCCUCGUCGGCUGCAAUCGCCUACCGUGACGUCACAGCGUCCAGCGGCAGCGACCCACUCUCCUCUGGUUGGGCCGCCGUCUCCUCAGACGACAGCCCAGGCGGUGGCGGCGGCGUCGACGACACCGGAGAGCGGGUCGCCGCCGCUCUCGAGCGCGCCGACGACUCGGGACGCGAGGACGCCUCCACGCCGCAGAGCCGGCGCUCGUCGCAGAGUCCGGCGCCCGCCAGGCGGGUGCGCAAGAGCUCGUCGCUGGAGCUGGGCGCGCUGCAGGAGGCGCCCGUGUUCCGGCCGAGCGAGCGCGAGUUUGCCGACCCACUCAGCUACAUCGAGAAGAUCCGACCACAGGCCGAGCAGCAUGGCCUCUGCCGCGUCGUGCCACCGCCCGGCUUCAAGCCCGAGUGCCGCGUGCACGACGACAUGCGGUUCGUGGCGUACAACCACUACGUGCACAAGGUGUUCCGCCGCUGGGGACCCAACUUCCGCGAGCUGCUGGCCAUCCGGCGACACCUGGAGCAGCAGCAGAUCGACAUGGAGGACAUCCCGCUGGUGGGUGGGAUGGAGGUGGACCUGCCCGGCCUCUACCACACGGUGCAGCGGCUGGGCGGGCUGAACGAGGUCAUCACCGGUCGCCGCUGGGCCGCCGUGGCGGAUCUCAUCAACAUCCCCAAGUGCGCGCAGGACCGCGCCGCCAAGCUGGACCAGAUCUACUGCAAGUUCCUGCUGGGCUACACGGCGCUCACCGAGGACGAGCGGAAGCGGCUGCGUAUCGAGGUGGAGACGGAGUGGCGGCGCCGCCAGCAGACGGUCCAUCGUCAGGAGGAGGACGAGGACAGCGACGAGGAGGACGACGACUCCUCAGAGUGCAUCGUCAAGGGCAAGACGGUGAGCCUGAGCGCCUUCUACCGGGUGGCGCGUAACACGGCGUCGCUGCUGUUCAAGCAGAGCGACCCCAAGCCGGAGACGGUGGAGGAGGAGUACUGGAAGGUGGUGAACGAGCGCGACCGCCACGUGUGCGUCUACUCGGGCAGCAUCGACUCGGGCGUGCAGGGCUACGGCUUCGUGUGCGACAAGAAGUCGCAGACGUCGCGGCUCGCCUGGAACCUGAAGGUGCUCAGCAACAACGCCGGCUCCGUGCUGCGCUCCAUGGGGCAGGUCAUGGGUGUGACGGUUCCCACGCUACACAUGUCCAUGGUGUUCACCACCGGCUGCUGGUACUCGGACCCGCACUCCCUGCCCUGGAUCGAGUACCUGCACACCGGCGCCGGCAAGAUCUGGUACAGCGUGCCGGCGACGGCGAGCGAGGCGCUGCGGCGCGAGCUGACGGAGCUGAUGCCGGGCCACCUGCGCCGCCAGCCCGUCUGGCUGCCCUCCGACACGGCCAUGGUGCCGCCCGACCUGCUGGCCGCCCGCGGCGUGCCGGUGAGCCGGACGGUGCAGCAGCCGGGCGAGUUCGUCGUCUCGUUCCCGCGUGCGUUCACCGCCUCGCUCGGCACCGGCUACACGCUCUCCGAGUCGGUGUUCUUCGCCACGCCCGACUGGCUCGACUCGGCCACCGACGUCUACGACAAGCUGACGGCCAGCGGCGAGCCGGGCAUCUUCUCGCUGGACCGGCUGGUGCUGGGCGUGUGCAGCGACCCGCGCGCGCCGCUCGAGGCGCUCACGCGCUGCCGGCCGCUGCUGCUCGACAUCCGGCGCCAGCAGAACGACAGCCAGCAGCGCCUCCAGCAGCUCGGUGUGGCGCAGCGGGCCAAGAUCUCGGCCAAGAAGGCGGCCAGGUCGCGCAAGGCGGCCGCGCACGACGAGGACGACCGGGAGUGUGACACGUGCCGGCGCACCCUCUACUCGGCCAUGGUGGAGAACACCGAGGACGAGCUGACCUACUGUCUGGAGGAUGCGGCCGAGAUGCUGCGCAAGCCGGAUGCCCGACCGAACGCCCUGCGCCUGCUCCAGAUGUACACCCAGAGUGACUUCGACGAGCUGAUCAACCGGGUGGAUGAGAAAAUUGCUGAGCUGGGUUCCAAACAGGGCUCGGCCAAGAAGAAGUUGAAGAAAUCGUGAGCCUGGGAGUGGAGUGUGUCAUUGGUGAUCUCAGGGGACAGCAGUGGUAAGAGCGAGCGUUGUUGCUGGUACCCGUAAUCGUGGUACGAGUGCUUUCGUGCUUCGGCAGAACGCCUCCGGAAAUUCGUUUUUGGGCGUCGCCUGACGUCUAUUUGGAACCCUGCAUGGAUCAGCAGUUGGCUGAGAGGGUGCGUUGUAAGAUAUGUGUGGCUACCUAGCCAAUCAUGUACUUGUCGAACCAUGUUCUUUCCUAGAUGAAAAGGAAACCAUAGAUCUGGGAAUUUUGUGAGCAUUGCUUUAUGUCAGGAGGGUUCGGUGGCGAUCGUGAUGAGUGAUUUUAUCAAAACGUGCGUUGUUCACUCACGUCCAGGGUCUGCGGAAUGAUGACGAGUGAGAAGUUGUGCUUUCACUUAUGCCUGCUGCGUUGCCGACUCCUCAGAGCCCUGUUGCCGUGGCUUUGGGGGCAAGGUGCUUACCAAGUACUUAACAUCCCGUUUCUUCUUUCCUUGCUGCGCUUGUCGGUCGCCGCGUGUGUCAUGCUAUGAACCUGUCUUUCUGACGUGUGAGAACAAUAUAGGUAUGGCCUA
This is a messenger RNA of Pollicipes pollicipes, 3884 nucleotides long. It is a transcript of the gene Jarid2, whose product is annotated as Jumonji, AT rich interactive domain 2. Gene Ontology annotation, cellular component: chromatin; nucleus. Gene Ontology annotation, molecular function: DNA binding. The record is from RefSeq and is a predicted model, not a curated record. Lineage: Eukaryota; Metazoa; Arthropoda; Thecostraca; Pollicipedomorpha; Pollicipedidae. Gene Ontology annotation, biological process: regulation of gene expression; chromatin remodeling. The transcript is spliced from 21 exons. Bases 1 to 3297 code for a protein of 1098 amino acids.